This is a messenger RNA of Alexandromys fortis (reed vole), 1004 nucleotides long. RefSeq names its product BANF family member 2 (gene Banf2). Lineage: Eukaryota; Metazoa; Chordata; Mammalia; Rodentia; Cricetidae. Gene Ontology annotation, molecular function: DNA binding. The record is from RefSeq and is a predicted model, not a curated record. Bases 651 to 974 code for a protein of 107 amino acids. The transcript is spliced from 4 exons.
ACUCUGUCCUCGGUACAUGUAGCCCUAUGGGCCAAGGGGUGGACUCACCUGCUAGAAAGCCCCAACUGGAGCUUGCACCCCAAAUCCUAUAUAAGCAUUUUCAUGGCAUUUCUGCAGUCUCUCGUCUCACCCCUUUUAUCUGGGGUUGUGCUUAUGAUGGUCUCUUCUUUCAGACUUAUUAUGUAGCCUUUGAAAAUGACCUUUAAAUAGUGUGGCGCUUGUGAGGGGAGGUAGUUCCUUUGGGAAUUGUGAUUAGAUCCCUCUGCCUCCUUCUUUCUUUAGUUAAGCAGGUGACUUGCUGAGUAUCUCAAGCCAGAAUUGAUUGAGGUCAUUCCUUGUCAGUGUGUCCUCCCCAAGCAGUCCUUUGUGGUUCAGGACGCAGCCACCGAAGAGGAUGCCUGCAAAAGGAAGGGCUUCCCUAACAGGAUUACGCUGAGACGUUUGCGACCGCUCUGAUGGAAUCUGGUGGCUGAGGACUCAAUCUUGUGCCCAGUGGGGGAUACCCCUCUGUGGAAUGGUGGAUACUCCAUUGGGAGACAGAAAGUCAGGCUACUGAACAGGGUCUCCUGACUCACAGAGCCCUCUAAAAAUCAGAGCCUCUGGAUCCAUCCUUUCUCAAAGAGUUUAGUUUCAACUCAAGGUGUUCCAAAAUGAACCGGAGGACAAGAAGUCUUUCGAGAGACCUGCUUCUCAGAAAGGAGCUGGAGCACAUGUCUCCCAGACUGAAAACCUUCCUCUCUGAACCCAUUGGGGAGAAGGAUGUGGCCUGGGUGGAUGGAAUCAGCUAUGAGCUUGCCAUCAAUUUGGUCACCAAAGGUUUCGACAAGGCCUAUAUCCUGCUGGGACAGUUCCUUCUCAUGCACAAGAACGAGGCAGAGUUCCAGAGGUGGCUCAUUUGUUGCUGUGGGGCCACGGAGCAUGAAGCCCGCCAAAGCUCCACCUGCCUGAAGAAGUGGUGUUCCUACUUCCUGUAAAUACCCGGGGCCUGGCCGCUCUACCCCAGA